AUGGGUUCGCACUUCACCUUCAGCAACCCGUCGGGAAGGACUCUCGUCUCAAAAAUACUAGCCGACUGCCUACCAGAACAUAUAAUCCCACACGAUGACCAACUCACGUGUGUCUGUCAAUUGCUCGACGGCGUCAAUAUUGUCGCCAUUCUCGCUACUAAUGCCGGCAAGACCGGCAUCUUCUAUAUGUUCAUAUUAACUGUUCUCGCCAUACGCUCUAAUCCCGCUCUUUGUCCUGCCGCCUAUACUCGCUAUCCCGAUAAUGCUGCUAUGAUAAUCAUACUGCCGACAGUAGGCCUCAGUGAGGAGAUGUCUGAGAAUAUGGAGGCUCUCGGACUCUCUUCCAUAGUCAUCACCGCCAAUUCGAUCUCGCACGCCCGCAUGCACAACCAGCCGAGUCCGUGGUCUCUUGCAGUCAGCCAGGCUGCUAUGAUCGUCAUGUCCCCGGAGCAACUCUCGUCGGACGCCUUCAACCACCUUCUUGAUAUGGCGGAGUUCAACACUCGCCUUCUUGCACUGGGAGUGGACGAGAUUCACCUCAUCGACACGUGGGGUAGAGAUUUUCGCAAGGCUUUCAAGAACAUCGGUGCAGUGCGUGCUCGCUUGCCGAAGCGCGUGGUCCUCGCGGCCGUGACGGGUACACUGCUUGCUGUUGGAGGGCAAACCGAGCGCGUAUGUCACGACCUCGGCCUCCGCAAGGGACACUUCUUCAUGCUUCGUCGUUCAAACCUUCGCCAUGAUCUUCAACUUCAAUUUGUUACACUUACACACGGGCUCGGUGGUUCUACUUUCCCUGAUUUUGAUUUCAUCGUUCAUGACACCGAGCGUCGUAAAUGUAUCUUCUUCUGUCCCACGAUCAAACUUGCAUUUACCCUUUUUGCUUAUUUCUGGUCCAUUGCUCCCACAUUCCCCCCGCGCGAUAAGCGCUUUUUACUGUAUACAGCAGCAAAUUGGCCGUCGCAUAACGAAGCGAUUCGCAAGCAGAUGCGCGAGGACGGCGAUUUCCAAGUUCUUGUCGCCACAGAUGCUGCGAGUGUCGGCCUGACCAUCCCCGGGAUUGCCGAUGUACACCUUGUAGGCAUCGAGAAACAGACCGUCAACAAGCUACUGCAAGAGCUUGGCCGAGCGAACCGCGACUACUCGGUACGCGAUGCGCGCGGGAGGGUCUAUCUCCCACCGAGGGCAGUGGAAGCCGCGAAGAAGGCAGUUGCUGACGCCGCCUCCCACACCUCGAGGAAGAAUCUGACACGGAAGCAGGAGGGCGCUCUGAUGGAGCUCGAAUUGGCCCAAUUCAUCCUGGCUACAUGUAAGACGGCCGAGCAGAAUCGCCUUUACGACAACCCACCACCCACGUCGUGUACGUGCAGACGCUGCAUCGCAAAGCCACCUCCCGCACCUCGAGAACGCUGCAACUGCAGUGGUCCCAACUGCAUGCCAUUGCCUGCACCGCCGAAACGACCCACCGUUCGCACCACUAUCACCAAGAAGGACCGUCUUACGCCUAUCGAACGCGCGCUCGCCGACCAAGCUCUCAUUGACUUCCGUUGGAGUCUCUGGGAUUGUCUCCCCGAAACCUCGCCCUACCUGCCGGACAUCUUCAUCAGCGACAAGGAGAAAGACAAUCUGCUAGACGAAUGGGUUCAUCUCCGAGAUCGUGAGAGCCUCGCAGCCCGCGCGACGUCGCCAGAGCUUGCGCCGCAUCUCGCUUCACUCCUCGCCGUCAUCAUCUCUCUGAAGGACGAUUUCGCAUUUCGUCGCGCGGUCUGGCUUCCUGUCCACGACACCCUCCUCGGCAGGACGAAGUCCGUUCCAGAUCGUCUCGAAGCGAUCUCGUCAGCUGCACGGAAGGCUGUAGAGAGUGCGCGGAAAGCUGCCACGAGUCGGCAUGAGAUAUUUGUGACUUGCGACACUGUCUCUCUGCCGUGCGGGACAAUUCCGGCCGCUCACGUUUAUGCCGGUGUCCUACGCAGAACCGCAUCCUUCUCCGCAUCCGACCAGCCUUCCGUGACUGCCGUCGAGAGUUCUGAGACAGCACGCCCGGGCGAGGAGACUCUUGGUAAGGAGCAACUCGGGUCUCUGCCACGCGGAGAGCUACAGGCUCUAGCGCGAUCUCACAGGGUCAAGGCAAACACGAGAUCGGCAGCAAUCAUCGAGGCUCUUUGCGAGCAAUUUCCGGAUGGUGUUCCCUACUCAAGUUCGCCGAGUACACCUCAUUCGAAUAAACGGACACUUGCGGAUCCGGACGUCGCCUCCACAUUUUCGCGCUCACGUAAGGUUGCAAAGUUGGCUUGA
Messenger RNA from Peniophora sp. CBMAI 1063, 2292 nucleotides. NCBI's taxonomy places the organism in Eukaryota, Fungi, Basidiomycota, Agaricomycetes, Russulales, Peniophoraceae. The record is from the annotation of a GenBank genome assembly.